AUGAACAACCUCCAAAUAAGCCCCUUCAUAAAGACCCUCCCCAAAGUCGAACUCCACAUCCACAUAGAAGGAACCCUAACACCAACCCUCCGCUGGACCCUAGCAGCCCGCAACAAAAUUCCCCUCCCCUACAAAACCCUCUCAGACCUGCAAGCCUCCUACGCAGUAACUCUAAACCACCGACCCGAGCUAAACGGUCGCCAACCGGGCAUCCCAACCUUCCUAGAAGCCUACUUCGCAGGCUGCGAAGUCCUCCGCACAGAAGCCGACUUCUACGAUCUAGCAAUGGCCUACCUAUCCCGCUGCGCAGAAAUGAAUGUCCGCUAUACAGAGCCGUUCUUCGAUAUCCAGGCGCAUACAAGGCGGGGUGUGUCUGCCAACGCUGUUUUGGAUGGUUAUUUACGUGCGCAACGGGAUGCUGUUACUAUGUACGGGGUGCGAUCACAGUGGAUAUUGUGUUUCCUGCGUGAUGAGUCUGUUGAGGAGGGUCUUGCUGCGUACCGGGAGGCGAGGCCUUGGGCUGGGGGGUCUGUUGAAGGCGGGAAGGGGUUAUUCCAUGCUGUGGGAUUAGCAAGUAAUGCGUAUGAGCGGCCACCGAUGCUUUUUGAGGUGGGAUUCCAGCUUGCACGGAAUGAUGCGUUGCAUGUAACGAUGCAUUGUGAUUUUGGGCAGAAGGAUACGCUUGAGCAUGUGCGUCAGGCUGUUUUUGAGGUUUGUGGGGGGUUGGGGGCUGAGCGCAUUGAUCAUGGGUUGGAUGCUUGGAGGGAGGAGGGAUUGUGGAGGGGGUUGGUUGAAAGGGGGAUUGGGUUGACUCUUUGCCCCCAUGCUUAUCAUCGGAGGACUGAGACCGAGGUUUUGUUUCCUAUGAUUAGGGGGUUGCUUGAGGCUGGGGUUAAGCUCUGUGUUAACAGUGAUGAUCCAACGCUGAUGCAUGAUGUUUGGAUUGAUGGGAAUUUGCAAAAGGUUUAUAGUUAUUGUGGAUUUGGGAAAAGGGAGAUGGUGCAGCUUGUUCGGAAUGCUGUUGAUAUGUCUUGGGCUGGGGAUGAUGUUAAGAAGGCCCUUUAUUUGGAGUUAGACGGUGUUGAUGUUUUGGAAUGA
This is a messenger RNA of Penicillium antarcticum, 1098 nucleotides long. RefSeq names its product adenosine deaminase family protein. Bases 1 to 1098 code for a protein of 365 amino acids. The transcript has a single exon. Lineage: Eukaryota; Fungi; Ascomycota; Eurotiomycetes; Eurotiales; Aspergillaceae. The record is from RefSeq and is a predicted model, not a curated record. Gene Ontology annotation, cellular component: cytosol. Gene Ontology annotation, molecular function: adenine deaminase activity. Gene Ontology annotation, biological process: adenine catabolic process; hypoxanthine salvage.